This is a messenger RNA of Protopolystoma xenopodis, 225 nucleotides long. The record is from the annotation of a GenBank genome assembly. Lineage: Eukaryota; Metazoa; Platyhelminthes; Monogenea; Polystomatidea; Polystomatidae.
GUGCGCAAGUACCUUCUAUUACUGGAUGCUCGUAAGGACCAUGUCAAGUACUGGCGACCGCAAAUUCUCCUUCUUGUUGCUAAUCCCCGAUCUGCAGCAACCCUUGUCAUGUUUAUGAACAGCAUGAAGAAGGGCGGCCUAUACGUGCUUGGGCAUGUGAUCCCGGGCUGCUUCAGUGAUCACGAGAAAGACCCAUGCAUUGAGGCUUCCAGCUUAAUAGCCUGA